GACUGCCUCGUCAAAUUUGGAAUGUGCAACAUCUCAACGCGACUUGAUACUCUGAACAGACAACUCGUUGCCAUUUCAAAAUUGCAAAGGAUGGAGGGAGACUAUGAUUCGUACGCAACAUGUAAAAAAUGCAGUUUAUACAGUGAUUUCGGUAAAUGUUGUUACUGUACCAAACGAAUUUAUGCAUUGAAGGAACAAUGCGCAAAAAGUUGUGUAGAAGAAUGUUUACCGUACGAGAAGCCUAAAAGGAGAAUACCGUGUAAUUCUGAAACGUGCAAAACGCGAAGGAAAUUGAAUGCGUAUAAAAAUUCUCCAUUAGCCGAAGGUAUAGCUUCUGUGGGACUGUAAUUACUCGACAUUCCAGA
Molecule: messenger RNA, 365 nt
Organism: Ceratina calcarata
Lineage: Eukaryota; Metazoa; Arthropoda; Insecta; Hymenoptera; Apidae
Exons: 2
Coding region: 22-348 (108 amino acids)
Source: RefSeq, a predicted model, not a curated record